AUGUCCUCAACAUUUGAAGAGAAAGGCAGCGAGCUUGCUGAUCUGAAGUCUUUAUCAGUUCCGUCCCGGGUGAAGGCCUUCUUUUGGGGUAGACCUCCAAAGGAUCCAAAAGAAAGAAAACUCUUACUCAAGAUUGAUUGUCUUGUUAUGACAUAUGUGUGCUUGAAUUAUUGGAUCAAUUAUGUGGAUAGAAGCAAUUUGGCCAAUGCAUACGUUUCCGGUAUGAAAGAAGAUUUAAACAUGGUCGGUGAUCAGUAUAACAUCAUCAAUACUUGCUUUACUGUGGGUUAUGUCGUGGGUAUGAUUCCAAACAACUUAAUAUUACUAAAAGUACCUCCCCGUUACUGGUUAUCUUUCUGUUCUUUGGCCUGGGCAUUGUUAACCCUUGGUAUGUAUAAGGUUAGCUCAUACCAUCAACUUUGCGCUAUUAGGUUUUUCCAAGCUAUAUUCGAGAGUUCAACUUUCUCAGGGACUCACUUAAUCCUUGGAUCAUGGUAUAAAGAAGAAGAAAUCAACACCAGAAGUGCCACUUUCACCAGUAGCGGGCUGGUUGGCUCCAUCUUUUCGGGUUUCAUGCAAAGUGCCAUCUACAACAACAUGGAUGGUAAGAAUGGUAUUUCAGGAUGGAGAUGGCUUUUUAUCAUUGACUUUAUCAUUACAAUCCCAAUUUGUGUGUACGGCUUUUUAUGCUUUCCUGGUUUGCCCGGUAAGUCCAAGCCAAGCUGGGUAUUUUCUCAGGAAAACCUGGAUAUGGCAAAGGCUCGUUUACCACCUAGAGAGGAAACAAAGCUAGAUUGGUCAGUUUUCAAAAGAGUUGUAGGAAGAUGGCACUGGUGGCUAUUCAGUUUGUUAUGGGUGCUUGGAGGUGAGAAUGAAUCAUUUGGAUCCAACUCUCUACUAUCUUUAUGGUUGAAAUACAACAAUUAUUCAGUCGCUCAAAGAAAUCAUUACCCAAUGGGAAUCUUUGGGGUUGGUAUCACAGCGACGUAUUUCAGUGCCUUGUAUGUCGAUCAUACUCGUGGGAAGAACCAUUGGCAUAUCGCUUUAUUGAUUAGCGCCACACUGGUUGUGGUCUCUAUUAUGAUUUUAGCUAAACCUCUCAGCGACGGUGUUAUGUUCACGGCUCAAUAUCUAUCAGGUAUUUCUUACGCAGGGCAAGCGAGUUUCUUCGCUUGGGCUAAUGUUGUAUGCAGGCGGGAUAUGCAGGAGCGUGCCGUUGUCUUGGCGUCUAUGAAUAUGUUUUCUGGUGCGGUUAACGCGUGGUGGUCUUUAUUAUUCUACGCCGCUACAACAGUUCCAGAGUUCAAAAAGGGCUGUUAUGCGAUGCUAGCCACGACCAUUUCCGCUGGUUUUGUUGCUAUCGCCAUCAGGUAUUUGCAGGUAAGGGAAGACAAGCAAGCCAUUCUCGAUAAACACGAUAGCGAAAUGGGACAAAUCAGCUAUGAAAAUCCAACUGAAUCAGACGUGGUAGUUGAGAAACACAAGGUAGUUUCUGGUGUAGAUACUGUGGAGAGUGAUUGA
Lachancea fermentati is the source of this 1521-nucleotide messenger RNA. NCBI's taxonomy places the organism in Eukaryota, Fungi, Ascomycota, Saccharomycetes, Saccharomycetales, Saccharomycetaceae. The record is from the annotation of a GenBank genome assembly.